Molecule: messenger RNA, 1058 nt
Organism: Scheffersomyces amazonensis
Lineage: Eukaryota; Fungi; Ascomycota; Pichiomycetes; Serinales; Debaryomycetaceae
Exons: 1
Coding region: 135-941 (268 amino acids)
Cellular component (GO): cytosol
Molecular function (GO): oxidoreductase activity
Source: RefSeq, a predicted model, not a curated record
AAUAUAAUCCGCACCAGAUUGGGAAAUUCACGUCGAAGUAUCCCCCAAUAAAUAGUUUGAACAGUCAAUAAUUAAACAGUAAUCUCUUAUAUUAUUCAUUGAUUUAAUUGGACUGCAAGUCAAAGUAGAAUAUUAUGUCAUUUGGAUCUUCUGCUGCUCAAAGAUUAGCUAAUAAAACUAUUCUUAUAACUGGAGCAUCAGCUGGGAUAGGUAAAGCUACAGCUUAUGAAUUCGCUGAUGCCUCAAAUGGAGAAAUUAAAUUAAUUCUUACAGCUAGAAGAUUAGAUAAAUUAAGUGAACUUGCACAUGAUUUACUUGCUAAAUAUCCAAAACUUCAACUUCAUGUUGUUGAUUUAGAUGUUAGUAAACUUGAAACCAUUCCAAGUUUUAUUAGUAAUUUACCAAAGGAUUUCGCCGAUAUUGAUGUUCUUGUAAAUAAUGCUGGUUUGGCUUUAGGUAAAGAUCCAGUAGGACAAAUAUUACCUGAAGAUAUUCAACAAAUGUUUCAAACCAAUGUAUUAGGAUUAAUAACUUUAACUCAAGCUGUAUUACCAAUUCUUAAAGCCAAGAAUUCUGGUGAUAUUGUUAAUUUGGGUUCUAUUGCUGGUAGAGAUCCAUAUCCUGGUGGAGGAAUCUAUUGUUCAACUAAGGCUGCUGUCAAAUCAUUCAGUCAUGUAUUGAGAAAGGAAUUGAUCAAUACAAAGAUUAGAGUCAUUGAAGUUGAUCCUGGUAAUGUCGAGACUGAUUUCUCAAUUACUAGAUUCAAGGGUGAUGUAACUAAAGCUAAAGAUGUAUACAAAGGUACUGAACCUUUAAUAGGGGAAGAUAUUGCUGAAAUCAUUGUAUUUGCCGUAUCAAGAAGACAGAAUACCGUUAUUGCUGAAACAUUGGUAUUUGCUACUAAUCAAGCUAGUGCUACACAUUUAUAUAGAAAUGAAUAGUUAACUGGGCAAUAGACACUAUUACCAUUGUGUUAUUUACAUAUAUAUUUAGAAACUACAUUAUUUAAUCUUAUAAAUGCCAUUUAUACAUCUAUAAUCAAAUAUAGUCAUAUAAAU